Molecule: messenger RNA, 1281 nt
Organism: Musa acuminata AAA Group (dessert banana)
Lineage: Eukaryota; Viridiplantae; Streptophyta; Magnoliopsida; Zingiberales; Musaceae
Product: glutathione S-transferase TCHQD-like
Exons: 3
Coding region: 161-958 (265 amino acids)
Molecular function (GO): glutathione transferase activity
Source: RefSeq, a predicted model, not a curated record
GGUGGAAGGCAACGAGAAAAGGCGACCGAAAGAAGGGAAGCAAGGAAAAAGUUCCCCCCCUACUUUAUUGUCUUGCAGCUCAAAAGGCGACGCCACCCGGCGGAUCUCCACGAAUUGGCCACGCUGCUCGCAAUUCCUCCGUUCUCGCCGAGUUCAAGUCAUGCAGCUCUAUCAUCAUCCUUACUCGAUGGACAGCCAGAAAGUGCGGCUAGCACUAGAAGAGAAGGUGAUUGAUUACACAUCCUAUCAUGUUAAUCCUCUGACCGGGAAGAAUAUGGAUGUGUCAUUCUUCCGCACGAAUCCAUCUGCAAAACUUCCUAUCUUCCAAAAUGGUUCUCAUGUCAUUUUCCGUGCUAUUGAUAUUAUCCAGUACAUAGAGAAACUCUCGGUUUCCCUAAGUGGUGAAGAUAAUCCCAUUAGUAGCAAAGUCAUGGAAUGGAUGGAGAAAAUCGAAGAUUGGAGUCCCAAAAUAUUCACUCUCGCUCACAUCCCAGCCAAAUGUAGGCUGUUUGUUUCCAAAUUUGUGCGGCGUGUAGUAAUUGCUCGGAUGGCCCAAGCUCCAGAUCUGGCUAGUGUCUACCAUGUAAAACUUCGAGAAGCCUAUGAAACAGAAGACAAGUUGAAGGACCCUCAAAAUUUGAAGCAAAGUGAGGAAGAGCUGUCUAGUCUUCUUGAUGAUGCAGAAGCUCAACUGAGUGUGACGACAUAUCUUGCUGGUGAAUAUUUUACCAUGGCAGAUUCAAUGUUUGUGCCAAUUCUGGCAAGAAUUGCUCUUCUGAAUCUAGAAGAGGAGUAUAUAAGUUGCAGGCCCAAGAUAGCAGCCUACUAUAAUCUGGUAAAGCUCAGGCCGAGCUACAAAAAAGUCAUUGGGAGAUAUUUCGGUGGAUGGAGAAAGUACCGAACACUUUCUAAAACAUCAUGCUUUCUUUGCAUAAGAAGCAUGUUCCGGAAGUACUAGAAAAAAUGCCACUUGACAACUUUUGUUCAAAGAGACCAGUUUGUGCAGUGUCCAAUAAUAACUGAAUGUGGAAUAAGCGGAAGCAGUGUUUGGGAUUUGCUUGCUGUUGAAGAGAUAAAUUUCCUCCAAAAUCUUUUAUAGGAUACUAAAGCAGACAGUAAAGUUUGGGUGUAGCUUUUCCAUUUGGAUGGGCACCUCCAUCUUUUUCAUGUAUUACUCUCUGCGCCUGCCCUUGUAAUAUGCUUCAUGUUCUUGUGUACAUAGUUGAAUUGAUUAGAGAAAAUUUUAUUGCUGUGGCAUUAGGAGCAUCUGUUUGUAGCUAA